Messenger RNA from Phragmites australis (common reed), 677 nucleotides. RefSeq names its product ethylene-responsive transcription factor ERF027-like. The coding region runs from base 123 to 677 and encodes 184 amino acids. Gene Ontology annotation, molecular function: DNA-binding transcription factor activity; DNA binding. The record is from RefSeq and is a predicted model, not a curated record. NCBI's taxonomy places the organism in Eukaryota, Viridiplantae, Streptophyta, Magnoliopsida, Poales, Poaceae. Gene Ontology annotation, biological process: regulation of DNA-templated transcription. The transcript has a single exon.
CUACCGUUCCUGGCCUACCCGGUGGCGCCUAUAAAAGAGCACCAAGAUCGCCUCCAAGUCUGCAUUAAUUGCGCUUGUAGCUCCAUCUCCAAAUCACGUUGCGAGAGCUCGAUCGAUCAGCCAUGGAAAACAACCAGCAGCAGCAGCAGCCGGCCGCUCCGGCCGCCGCGAGCGCCCCGCCGCAGUACAGGGGCGUGAGGAGGCGGAAGUGGGGCAAGUGGGUCUCCGAGAUCCGGCAGCCGGGCACCAAGGUCCGCGUCUGGCUCGGCAGCUUCGACUCCGCCGAGGCCGCCGCCGUGGCGCACGACGUGGCCGCGCUGUGCCUGCGCGGCCGCGACGCGCAGCUCAACUUCCCCGGGUCGGCGGGCUGGCUGCCCCGGCCGGCCAGCACAGACCCGGCCGACGUCCGCGCCGCGGCGGCGGAGGCAGCCGAGCGCGUGCGCCGCGAGCCGGCGCUUAUAGCCGCCGCUACCGCGAGCAACCAGCUGGCGGCCGAGCCUGACCUGGCCGUGGGCGGCGGUGGCGACUUUGACGAUGACCUGGAGUCGCCCAGGCUGUGGGCCGAGAUGGCAGAGGCCAUGCUGCUGGACCCACCCAAGUGGGGCCCUGAUGGCAGCGACGCGGCUGAGGGCUCUCAGUCGCACUGGCCCCAAGGGUCCCUGUGGGAUGCAUGCUAG